AUGGAAGGUGAUGGUGAGUGGAAGCGUCAUGGCCGCUGGAGGAUGUCGUUCAUUGGCCGUGCUUACUUUGUCCCUGAGUUGGAUCUCUGGGUUGGGCUUGGCAAACACAGACGGAUCUUCGCAAUUGAUGUGGUAUCUGAAGAACCUGAUGCUGUGCAUGUUGAGCAUUAUGUGGACCUUCCCUUUAAGGUGUGCGUGGACAAACCGAGCUGCUGCCAUUUUACAGAUCAGGAGCCCAUCGGAGCCACCCUCCUUAGCAUGGGUGGUGGGAGCACUUUUUGCCUCCUUGAGUACUUCGGUGUGAAUGAGAUGGAGCGUAUCAUGCGAUUGAUGACAUUUUCUCUCAAAUAUGACAAGUAUGGAGACCUAACGAUGGGCAAAAGCAUCCAGACUCGGUACAACAGGGUGCCAUCUGAAGUUAGUUUGUCGACGCUUAAGACUCCGGUGGCUUUCUGGAUGUAA
Triticum turgidum subsp. durum (durum wheat) is the source of this 462-nucleotide messenger RNA. NCBI's taxonomy places the organism in Eukaryota, Viridiplantae, Streptophyta, Magnoliopsida, Poales, Poaceae. The record is from the annotation of a GenBank genome assembly.